Molecule: messenger RNA, 2592 nt
Organism: Polyodon spathula (Mississippi paddlefish)
Lineage: Eukaryota; Metazoa; Chordata; Actinopteri; Acipenseriformes; Polyodontidae
Product: spindle and kinetochore-associated protein 3-like
Exons: 11
Coding region: 230-1873 (547 amino acids)
Biological process (GO): mitotic cell cycle; chromosome segregation
Cellular component (GO): spindle microtubule; outer kinetochore
Source: RefSeq, a predicted model, not a curated record
CUAACUUCAGCCUCGUUGGAGGUCGUCAGAGGCCUUUAGUUUGAUGCAGUUUCAUCAAAAUAACAAGAGGAUCAACAAAUAAAUACAGUACCGGCAGGUGGCGCCAAACAUAUGAACGUGACUGAAGCGCCGUAAACGGAAACAGAAACAGACAAAAGGGUGGGCGAUCGGAAGUGGCGCCAAAUUCAAGACUUGAACUGAAUAAAAACAAACUAGAGCUCUGUCUAGAAUGGACAUAUCAGGAAAUUUCUUCAGAAGACUACGAAAUGUAGCCACCUUCUUGGAGACAGAAACCAAGACUCUUAAAAAAGCUCACGAGAACAGCAGCAGUGAUGAUUACAAAGAAGAGGGAGCUAUGCAAGUUUUACAUGAAUUGCAUUCAGAAGUCCAGGCUAUAAAAGGACAGGUUAAAACACAGGUGAUUAGCAAUCAGUCUGUGGAAAACAAUGCAAGUGAUUUUCUUAGAUCAUGUUGUGUACUAAAACAAAGAAACACAGCAAACCUUGAAAAAAUCAAAGAAUAUUUCCAAAAGUAUGGAUACAAACCACUGGCUGGGAAAACUACAGCAGUGGAGAUAGCUACAAAUAGUAAUGAUGAAGAAUGUAUGGAAGACCAGGAGAACAGUGGGAGUGAGGAAGAGGAGGAGGACAAGGAGAGAACAUCAGAAAGUCUGCCUUGUGCCACACCUGCAGAGAAGCCUCCUGCACCCCAGGACCCAAUGCGCACCCCACGGCUCUCUGACUUUGGCCUCUCGCACUAUCGAUUCCAAAACACUUGGGAAGUAGUAAAGGAGAAGCCGGAACAACCAGCAGUAACACAGGACUCUGUGGGCCAGGGGGACUUGAGGGCCCCAACAUUUACAGAAUCGUUUCCUGUCUUACCCAAAACGCCCAAGUGUAUGUUGGAGUUGGACAAUGAGGCCUUCACUCCUAAAAUGGAAGAUUUUGGGAUCAAUGAAUACACCAUGUGUCUCAAUGAUGACUUUACCAUAGCCCUCAUCAACAAGAACAAACCCACAAAGCCCAAGAGUUUGGUUGGAGUUACUGGAAGCCAAACAAAUACUGGGAUGAAUGAGACCCACAGUAAGCCUACUGAGCCGACUUUUAGACAGCAUUUGGCAGCAAACGAUAUGACGAACUCGCCCGUUCCUCCAGUGUUUUGUACACCUGGAAUAAAAAUUUACAAAAAUAAAUUACCUACUUUGCCAAAAAGCCCUGAAAUCACAGUUCAAAAGGCAAGUGAUUCUACUCCUGAGAUCCCAACCUUUGAGACACCUUAUUUGAAGAAGCUGGUUCAUCAGAGAAAUACAGAAAAUGAAACGAAGACAUUACCUGAAAAAGGAAACCCAGCUGACCGCUUCAGUUUUGAAGAACCUUGCCCACCAGUUUUUAGUUCUAGGAUGUUUGCUACUGAACAAGUCCAACUAGUAACACCUCUGUCACUGGCAGCUUAUGAUCAUAUGCCUGAAGCACCAGAACGGCCAGAAUUAACAGCUAUGACAGAAGGUAUCUUGAAGUCAAAGCAUGAUGAUCUGAUGAUAAAUAAAACUGGAAAAGAGAACAGGUCUCCUCUGGUGCAUCUUGCCAUGGUGUCUGAAAAGGAAUUUUUCACACUGCCGGAUUAUUUAAGACAGAUUCCUCUAUCUGAAAUAAACACAGCCAUUCAGAAGAUUAAUAAAGCACUGGAGAGGAAAUCUAAUGGAAAUAAACUGGACCCUUCCACUUAUCUGAUGGAAGAGAAAGAGUUGUGGAAUAUAAUUGAAGUUGGCCCACAGGCUACAAUCUACCUUUUGUGUAUAACAGAGUUAAACAGAUUGGAACAGGUGACAAGCUCAGGCACUGGAAGCGCGUACAGAAUCAUCCAAUCUGAUUGAACAGAGACGAGCUCAGGCAUUGGGAGCGUGUACAGAGUCAUCCUAUCUGAUUGAACAGAGACAAGCAAAACAAAGUAUUGAAGCUUUCAAACACUCUUAUAAUGCUUUUUAGUCCAACAAUUACUAUUUGUUUGAAAUGGCAAAAUGCAAUUUACUAGCAAUGUAUGUAUUGCUAAUAACUAAUAUGGAUGUCGGUGUUUUUGCAAAGAUAAGAUGCACUCUACUAUAGAUAACACCAACAUUAGUAAUUUCAUUGCAAGUAUGCCAGUUUGUAAGGUAUUACUGAAUAUGCGCACCCACCUGAGACUGGCAUGUUUUUAGUUUGUUUGAGUGUGACAUACUUAUAUUCAUAUUAAAGUGACAGUGUAACAUGUUUAUAUUAAUUACUUUAUUCAACAACUCUACACAUCUAACAAAGUUAAAACUAAUUUACAGUAAAACCUGUCUCUGUGGUCAGUAGCAUUUACAAUACAUGUAAAGGACAAAGGUAAUCUUGAACAAGUAGCCAUCAGUCUUAAGCAGCUACAAAUGUUCAGUCUCAAGUCAAAAUAUAAUUUUUGACUUUAUAAUAAACUUCACCUUAAUAAUGCUGUAUUCCUUUUUGUACUUUUGUAUUCUGUGCAAAAUGCAAACCAGGCCCAGCUGGGCUGUGCUUAAAAAACAGCAGUUUUAUUUUCUGUUUGUAAACAUGUCUGAUACUCAUUUCUGGGUUUGCGUCU